Molecule: messenger RNA, 1461 nt
Organism: Trichomonas vaginalis G3
Lineage: Eukaryota; Parabasalia; Trichomonadida; Trichomonadidae
Product: alanine aminotransferase family
Exons: 1
Coding region: 1-1461 (486 amino acids)
Biological process (GO): biosynthetic process
Molecular function (GO): pyridoxal phosphate binding; L-alanine:2-oxoglutarate transaminase activity
Source: RefSeq, a predicted model, not a curated record
AUGUCCAUGAACCAGAACUACCAUAGAGCUACACCAAGCCUUCAUUACACUAACAUCAACCCACAGGUUAUUAAAGCAGAAUAUGCUGUUCGCGGUGAAAUCGCUAUCCGAGCAGAUCAUUAUGCCAAGAAACUUGCUGCUGGCGAAAGACUUCCAUUCAAUAGCAUUAUUGCUUGCAAUAUUGGUAACCCAUUUGCUGUCGGAAAGAAGGCUAUCAAAUUCCCACGUCAAGUCCUUUCUUGUGUUGAGAACCCAGAUCUCCUCCAGAGCAAGGAUAUUCCAGAAGAAGCACGCGCACGUGCUGCUGAAGUCCUUAAGCACUUCCCAGCCGGUAUGGGAGCCUACACCCAUUCUCAAGGUUUCGAUUUUGUUCGUAAUUCUAUUGCUGAGUACAUUAAGCAGAGAGAUGGCGGCGCCCCAUCAAUGCCAGAUAAGAUUUUCAUCACAUCUGGUGCAUCUGCUGCCGUCACAGCCAUCUUAACAAUGAUUAUUUCUAAUCCUAACUGCGGUAUCAUGAUCCCAUUCCCACAAUACCCACUUUACACCGCAGAAAUUGCCCUCAGGAACGGCCGCGUUGUUCCAUACUAUCUUAAGGAGUCUGCUAACUGGUCUCUUGAUAUUAACGAACUUAAUGAGUCAUAUUCCAUUGCACAGAAGGCAGGUGUCAACAUGAAGGCUAUUGUCGUUAUCAACCCAGGUAACCCAACAGGUUCUGUCCUCACCGCUCAAGAGAUGCGCAGUGUUGUUGAGUUUUGCGAGCAAAACAACAUCCUUAUCAUUGCAGAUGAAGUUUACCAGUUCAAUACAUACAACCCGGAGAAACCUUUCAUCUCAUUCAAGCAGAUUGUCACCGAAAUGAAGUCUGGCGUCCAGCUCAUCUCUCUUAACUCAAUCUCCAAGGGAUUCAUGGGCGAGUGCGGUCACCGUGCCGGCUACAUGGAGUUAUUCCAUAUCCCAGAAGAUGUCCAAGCCCAAUUCUAUAAGAUGGCUUCAGUCCAACUCUGCUCUAACACUGUUGGUCAGAUCAUCCUUGAUAUCAUGUGCAGACCACCACAAUCAGAUGAGUGCAAGAAGCAAUACAUUGAAGAAAGAGACGGAGAGUUGAACAAUCUCAAGGUUAAGAGCCAAAGAUUACUUAAAUGCAUCAACAGCUUACCAGGUUUGAACUGCCAGCCAGCAGAUGGUGCAAUGUAUCUCUUCCCAUCCAUUCAUUUACCACUCAAGGCCUUAGAAGCAGCUAAAUCAGUACGUAUUAAUGGCAAGCAUAUUGCUCCUGAUAUGUUCUGGAGUCUUCAGCUCUUGGACGAGACAGGUAUCGUCGUCGUUCCAGGUUCUGGUUUCGGCCAAGUUCCAGGAACACACCACUUUAGAACUACAUUCCUUCCAGAAGCUGAAGAGAUGGAUGCUGUCAUUGACCGCCUCACCAAGUUCCAGAAUCAAUUCAUGGACAAGUACACAUAA